AUGCGGCGGGUGGGCAGGCGCGGCAGGCAGGUCCAGGAGGGCAGCCCCAUGGAGAACGGCGUGGGGCAGGAGCCGGGGACCCCCGAGCCACCCGCCGCCGAGGGCAGCCCUGCCCCACGCCCCCCCCGUGCCCGCCCCAGGCUGGUGUUUCACACGCAGCUGGCCCACGGCAGCCCCACGGGGCGCAUCGAGGGCUUCACCAACGUCAAGGAGCUCUACGCCAAAAUCGCUGAGGUCUUCGGCAUCUCGCCAACCGAGGUGAGGGGUCAGGGGCCGGGGCUCCCCGUUUCUGGGCCGAUGCCGGCAGCUGCGGGGGGUUCCCUGGGGCAGAUCCUCUUUUGCACGCUCAACACCCACAAAGUGGACAUGCAGAAGCUGCUGGGGGGACAGAUCGGCCUGGAGGACUUCAUCUUUGCCCACGUCCGGGGCGAGACGAAGGAGGUGGAGGUGACCAAGACAGAGGAUGCGCUUGGCCUCACCAUCACGGACAACGGGGCCGGCUACGCUUUCAUCAAGAGAAUCAAGGAGGGGAGCAUCAUCAACCGCCUCCAGACGGUGUGUGUGGGCGACAGCAUCGAGGCCAUCAACGACCACACCAUCGUGGGCUGUCGCCACUACGAGGUGGCCCGGAUGCUGCGGGAGCUGCCCCGCGCCCAGCCCUUCACCCUCCGCCUGGUGCAGCCCAAAAAGGCCUUCGACAUGAUCGGGCAGAGGACGCGGAGCAGCAAGUCCCCGGGCGAGGGCAGAGUGGCCAGCGGGAAGGAAACGCUGCGGCUGCGGGCGCAGGGCCCGGCCACGCUGGAGGAGGGGCCCACCCCCUUUGAGGAAGAAGCUGCCCGCCGGGUGGACGACCUGCUGGAGAGCUACAUGGGCAUCCGCGACAGCGAGCUGGGUGAGCGGGCAGGGGGGUGUGUGGGGGGGACACACCACCCGGACCCUCACCCACCGCUGACCGUGCCCUCUCUUGCAGCCUCAACGAUGGUGGAGGCGGCCAAGGAGAGCCCCGGCGCAGCCCAACUCGCCCGCGGCUUGGAUUCGGUGCUGGGCGAGUUCGCCUUCCCCCAGGAGUUCGUGGCCGAGGUGUGGGCAGCCGUCUGCCACCCUAAGGGGGGGCAGGAGUAG
This is a messenger RNA of Calidris pugnax (ruff), 1122 nucleotides long. RefSeq names its product GIPC PDZ domain containing family member 3 (gene GIPC3). Lineage: Eukaryota; Metazoa; Chordata; Aves; Charadriiformes; Scolopacidae. Gene Ontology annotation, molecular function: protein binding. The record is from RefSeq and is a predicted model, not a curated record.